UUCUACCCUUUGUUUAAUAUUCAUGACAUUGCUGAUAUGCUUGAAUAUCAUUGGCUGUGACGAUUUCUGCCCUGCUCUAUAUUAAUGAGCUUCGUUCUCUGAUUACUGUGUGGUUUUUUUUCGAUUUUUUUUUUAACGGGUGUGCUACAGUGACUGAGAAUAUACUGUUACAACUAUCGGUGUAACACUUGCGCUCUACACGAGUAUUACUGAAUUUAAAAGAGUGAAUACAAAAAAAAACUAAAGGAUUUCAACUUGAAUAUGCAGAUUCGCUGUGAUCGAAUUGGUUGAUCGCUGUUAUUUUCAAACCCCGGAAAAGUAUUCUGUUGGACAAUAGGAGCGCUCUCUUAGAGCUCCUCUAAAAAGUGGGGACUUCCAAGUCAAACAUAAACUGCUCCAAAUGUUGUUUGUAAACUUGAACUCGGUGUAGAAACGAUGCCGUGAAGAAACGAAAUUGUAAAUAAUGUCUAUGAAACGUGUUUACAAACGAGAAGCGUAAGAAGAUAAGACCAUUAAAUUAAAUUAAACAGCCGCCUUCAGUAUUGCACAGCCGGAGAGUUUGUAGACGGUGCCUGCGCGCUGGGGGAAGAGGAGGAUACAGCUGAGAAUAUCGACUGGGAACAAGAAGAAAAGAACAAAACAAAUCAAAAAAUAAACAUUAAAACACGGGAAGAUGCGGUAGCACGCCUCGGAACUGCACGGCGACGUACAUGAAACGCAGUGCCGGUUGGUUGCAGUCUCUGCAGUAUGGACCCUGACAAUAGCAGCUGCAGUUCAGGUGUGACUGGUCCCAGUCCGUCUCGCAGACUGGUGGACCUGCAGUUCCCAAACUACAGCGCGGUGCUGCUGGAGCACCUGAAUCAGCACCGCGAGGAGGGCAAGUUCUGCGACCUGGCGGUGCACGUGAGGGGGCAGGUGUUCCGCGCACACAAGGCUGUGCUGGCCGCCUCCUCCUCCUACUUCCAUGACAAGCUGAUGCUGAGGGACAGCGACGUCAUUGCCCUGCCCAGUGUGAUCGAACCCAGGGCCUUCGCAGGGCUGCUGGGGCUCAUAUACACCGGCCGGCUGCGGGUCACAGUGCAGGACAUGCCCAGCUACUUGCUGGUGGCCAGCGGCCUGCAGCUCUGGCAUGUUGUGGACCGAUGUAAAGAGAUACUGAAGAGGGAAGAGGAGCAGAAGCAUUUCAGUAAGAAGAGAUCGUACAGAAACUGUCGCUCCACCUCCCAGUCUCCCAGUAGCAGCCAAGUAGUGGUGGGGUGUCGAGAGGAUACUGGGGGCAGAGACUGCGCAGCGAGGGUGCACACUCAGGAGGGACUGGCUGUGAGGAGAGAGUGGGAGGGGGGCAGGCAAGGGGGCCCCGAGGGGCAGGAGGGGGAGGACGGGCCGUGUCUCAGACCCAGCAGCAACAGCAAGACCAAGGAGGAGCUGUACUACUCUACAGAACGAGAGGACCAUUAUUACUAUAGCAACAGCAACAACACCACCGGCAAAGACGAGGAGUAUGAGGUGGAUGAGGACAUGGAGGGGGCAGAGACUGAGGAUGAUGAUGUCAUCAAGGUGCAUGUCCAAUCAGAGGAGGAGGAUGAGGAGGAGGAGGGAGGGGUGCUGAAUGCAGAAAGGAGGAGAGAUGGAGAAGGAGAGAUUUGCAGUGGCUCUAUUGAUGAGAACGGGAGGAUGGUGAUGAUUGAGGUCGACAGAGAGAGGGGGAGAGAGAGGAAGAGGGGGCCGCUGGAGAGGGAGGCAGCAGCCAGCUAUUCAUACAAGCUUGUACACAAACAGGACAGCCAACCAAGCCCGGAGCACAGACAACAAGCCCUUUCAAAUUCCUCAAACUGGUUUUCCACAGCCGCAGGGGCAGCAAGUGUGCACGACUCGAGCGGGGGGGCUUUCUCGAGCAUGGGGGAGCUCCGACUGGGGCGACUGGGAACGCUGGGAGCUGGCAGCGGACUGGUUCAUGUGAAGGAGGAGAGUUGGGAGGAGGGUGAGAGAGAAGGGAAAGUGCAGACCAACGGGAGUGGACAGGGAAUGAACUUCAUUGAUUCCAUCAGUGGAAGUGUUACCUGUAAGAGUAAUGAUGAGGUGAGCCAGGCUGGUUUCACUGUGUACUCCGAGGGAGCGGGUGGGAGGAGCAGUGACUGUUUCCUGCUCUCUGCCCUGCACAGCAAGGAGCCCGGCCCGGUCUCUCUGCUGGCUGCUGGGUCGGUCGUGGUGGAUUCUGCCUCUUUCCCCGACGGCACCAGAGUCAUCGCAGACCCCACGGGUUACCCUGCCAACGCUGUCACCCAGCAACCCAUGGAUAUCCACGGCAACGAGAUCGUCACUCACGCCUCUCUGGGCCAGGCAGUGCACGCCCCGGUCAAGAUUCUGUCCGUGGAGCCCGACGGCAAGCGAUUCGGCUGCCUGUGUGGAAAGCGCUUCGCGGUGAAGCCCAAGAGAGACCGGCACAUCAUGCUGACCCUGAGCGUGCGUCCCUUCGACUGCUCCGUCUGCGAGAAGAAGUUCAAACUGAAGCACCACCUGAACGAGCACAUGAAGACACACAUGGGCUUCCUGUACAAGUGUGAGCGCUGCGGCCGCAAGUUCAGAAUGAGGAGCUGCUACCUGAAGCACCUGCAGCAGGAGGAGGAGCAGCUGCAGCAGCAAAGUGCCAGUGCAAGCAGCGUGCUGUGAGGGAGUGAGAGCGAGGGCGAGGGAGUGAGAGCGAGGGUGAGGGAGUGAGAGCGAGGGUGAGGGAGCGAGGGUGAGGGAGUGAGAGCGAGGGUGAGGGAGUGAGGGCGAGGGAGUGAGUGAGAGCGAGGGUGAGGGAGUGAGAGCGAGGGUGAGGGAGUGAGAGUGAGGGCGAGGGAGUGAGAGCGAGGGCGAGGGAGUGAGAGCGAGGGUGAGGGAGUGAGAGCGAGAGUGAGGGAGUGAGAGCGAGGGUGAGGGAGUGAGAGCGAGGGAGUGAGAGUGAGAGCGAGGGAGUGAGAGUGAGAGCGAGGGAGAGGGAGUGAGAGCGAGGGUGAGGGAGUGAGAGAGAGGGAGUGAGAGCGAGGGCGAGGGAGUGAGAGCGAGGGAGUGAGAGUGAGGGUGGGGGAGUCAGGGUGAGUGUGAGGGUGGGUAUGAAUGUGUGUCAGUGUGUGUGUGUCAGCGUGUGUGUGUGUCAGUGUGUGUGUGUGUGCGUGUGUGUCAGUGUGUGUCAUUGUGUGUGUGUGUCAGUGUGUGUGUGCGUGUGUGUCAGUGUGUGUGUCAGUGUGUGUGUGUCAGUGUGUGUGUGUCAGUGUGUGUGUGUCAGUGUGUGUGUGUGCGUGUCAGUGUGUGUGUGUGUGUCAGUGUGUGUGUGUGUCAGUGUGUGUGUGCUCAUGCGCGUGCGUGUGUCUCAGAGUGUAGACUCAUGAACUAAAGCACACACAUGCUGACACACGCUGACGCACACACGCUGACACACACAUACACGCACAAACUUGGUUUAUCGAAGGACAGUCCUCUCGUUUGAUGGAAACCCUGAAGCAGCCCUUCAUCGUGAUCACAGCAAUGUGUGGCUCACACUGUACAGGACUCACUGCUGCUUAACCAGCAACAUUCAUACUGUGGGCACUUCAGUACAAUGUUAGUCAAUCUACAAAAGGAUGUCAUUGAGUUCCCUGGAGUUCUGUAAAUAGUAACGUGAACUUUAUUAAGCAGCCUUGCUGGAGAUGGAAGGACAUGUUUAGAAUCUCCCUUCACUUCAGUGUCUGCAUGUGGAGUGUUUGUGAGAGGGCAGGGGGCUCCUCUGCACUGGAGAUGGUUCCUAGGCUGGCAGUGACAGCUCCCCUGCGAGAGCAGCACGCUGCCACACUGCCUUUAGAAGAGACUGAAGCCUUCACCGUUAACACUUCAUCUCUCUAAUGCUUUCAUUUUGUAAAAUUGUGUUUUGCUAAAAUGCCUUUUUGAAAAGAAGAAAUACAAAAAUAAGCACUUAAUGUUAUUCUGCAAAGGUUACUUUUGUCAGUUUUUAUCCUGUGUGUGUGUAAAACAGGUCCGAUCCAUCUUCAUGGGUAUACAUGCCCCUGUGAAUCUCACCCUGCCCCUGUGAUCCCAUCCAUCCUCAUGGGUAUACAUGCCCCUGUGAAUCUCAUCCUGCCCCUGUGAUCCCAUCCAUCCUCAUGGGUAUACAUGCCCCUGUGAAUCUCACCCUGCCCCUGUGAUCCGAUCCAUCCUCAUGGGUAUACAUGCCCCUGUGAAUCUCACCCUGCCCCUGUGAUCCCAUCCAUCCUCAUGGGUAUACAUGCCCCUGUGAAUCUCACCCUGCCCCUGUGAUCCGAUCCAUCCUCAUGGGUAUACAUGCCCCUGUGAAUCUCACCCUGCCCCUGUGAUCCGAUCCAUCCUCAUGGGUAUACAUGACCCUGUGAAUCUCACCCUGCCCCUGUGAUCCCAUCCAUCCUCAUGGGUAUACAUGCCCCUGUGAAUCUCACCCUGCCCCUGUGAUCCGAUCCAUCCUCAUGGGUAUACAUGCCCCUGUGAAUCUCACCCUGCCCCUGUGAUCCGAUCCAUCCUCAUGGGUAUACAUGCCCCUGUGAAUCUCACCCUGCUCCUGUGAUCCGAUCCAUCCUCAUGGGUAUACAUGCCCCUGUGAAUCUCACCCUGCCCCUGUGAUCCAAUCCAUCCUCAUGGGUAUACAUGCCCCUGUGAAUCUCACCCUGCCCCUGUGAUCCCAUCCAUCCUCAUGGGUAUACAUGACCCUGUGAAUCUCACCCUGCCCCUGUGAUCCCAUCCAUCCUCAUGGGUAUACAUGCCCCUGUGAAUCUCACCCUGCCCCUGUGAUCCAAUCCAUCCUCAUGGGUAUACAUGCCCCUGUGAAUCUCACCCUGCCCCUGUGAUCCGAUCCAUCCUCAUGGGUAUACAUGCCCCUGUGAAUCUCACCCUGCCCCUGUGAUCCGAUCCAUCCUCAUGGGUAUACAUGCCCCUGUGAAUCUCACCCUGCCCCUGUGAUCCGAUCCAUCCUCAUGGGUAUACAUGCCCCUGUGAAUCUCACCCUGCCCCUGUGAUCCGAUCCAUCCUCAUGGGUAUACAUGCCCCUGUGAAUCUCACCCUGCCCCUGUGAUCCCAUCCAUCCUCAUGGGUAUACAUGCCCCUGUGAAUCUCACCCUGCCCCUGUGAUCCGAUCCAUCCUCAUGGGUAUACAUGCCCCUGUGAAUCUCACCCUGCCCCUGUGAUCCCAUCCAUCCUCAUGGGUAUACAUGCCCCUGUGAAUCUCACCCUGCCCCUGUGAUCCGAUCCAUCCUCAUGGGUAUACAUGCCCCUGUGAAUCCCACCCUGCCCCUGUGAUCCGAUCCAUCCUCAUGGGUAUACAUGCCCCUGUGAAUCCCACCCUGCCCCUGUGAUCCCAUCCAUCCUCAUGGGUAUACAUGCCCCUGUGAAUCCCACCCUGCCCCUGUGAUCCGAUCCAUCCUCAUGGGUAUACAUGCCCCUGUGAAUCCCACCCUGCCCCUGUGAUCCCAUCCAUCCUCAUGGGUAUACAUGCCCCUGUGAAUCUCACCCUGCCCCUGUGAUCCCAUCCAUCCUCAUGGGUAUACAUGCCCCUGUGAAUCUCACCCUGCCCCUGUGAUCCGAUCCAUCCUCAUGGGUAUACAUGCCCCUGUGAAUCUCACCCUGCCCCUGUGAUCCCAUCCAUCCUCAUGGGUAUACAUGCCCCUGUGAAUCUCACCCUGCCCCUGUGAUCCCAUCCAUCCUCAUGGGUAUACAUGCCCCUGUGAAUCUCACCCUGCCCCUGUGAUCCGAUCCAUCCUCAUGGGUAUACAUGCCCCUGUGAAUCUCACCCUGCCCCUGUGAUCCGAUCCAUCCUCAUGGGUAUACAUGCCCCUGUGAAUCCCACCCUGCCCCUGUGAUCCCAUCCAUCCUCAUGGGUAUACAUGCCCCUGUGAAUCUCUCUGCCCCUGUGAUUUGAUCCAUCCUCAUGGGUAUACAUGCCCCUGUGAAUCUCACCCUGCCCCUGUGAUCCGAUCCAUCCUCAUGGGUAUACAUGCCCCUGUGAAUCUCACCCUGCCCCUGUGAUCCCAUCCAUCCUCAUGGGUAUACAUGCCCCUGUGAAUCUCACCCUGCCCCUGUGAUCCAAUCCAUCCUCAUGGGUAUACAUGCCCCUGUGAAUCUCACCCUGCCCCUGUGAUCAGAUCCAUCCUCAUGUUUCUGUAUUGCAGGUUUUGGCAGGAAGAUGAUGAAAAAACACAGCAGACAGAAGAUCAGGCCCUCUGAAUCAGGGCGAGGCCGCUUUUAGAAAGAGCACGUAACAAAUUCAAUCAUUUUAGUGUACAUGAGAUGCAGUAUUAACAAAUGACCACAAGAGGGCGCACAGUCCUUGCACAAAACAAAAAGAAAAAAGUGAUCCUGUAGUCGGGACGUUCAUUCAAAAACUCUUUUAAGGAUGAUGCAAAUUCCACAUUCACACAUUGCUCAAGUGAUUUCAUUUUAGUGAGAGAUUGAGAUUCCCUGAGUUCAAAGUGAAUGAUGGUUUUAAUCCACUAACAUCUUGUCAGUAGAAGUCUUGUGCUCUUAAAGACCCUUGUAGCGCUGGGUCGGAUGCAGGCUGUGUUUUAGACAGCUAGCCUUUCAGUGACAGGGUUUAUGUUGCACAUCUUACACAUUUAUCUGGAUAACAAGCAUACCGUGCCUCAGAGGUAUUCUUUCAAGCUAAAUUACGUUUUUUUUACUACAGUUUCAAAAUACAUUUUCUGUCGGCAUCAACAAAAAAAGUGAAACGAAUAUUAUUGUGAAAUAAAAUCUCACCAUCAACAAGGUUGCAGAAUACUUAAAAACAGACUCGCUGUGACUUCAGAACCAGCUGAGCUUACACGUGUGUGCGAUUAGCAAACACGCUGCACUUUCACUACGUUCUGUCAGCAUCAAAACAGCAGGACUGCAGCGUGAAAGGGCAGCGUCGUGGCGGGCAGGGCAGGGCAGGUCUGGGCACACCCGGAGGGAGCCUCAGAGGCAGGAAGCUGCAGUUUAAAGAGAUGGAUGAGCAUGUUUAUUUACAAAAAACAAGGGAACAAGGUACAAGGACCCAAAUAAAAGGGCUAAACAAAACUCAACAAAUCAAACCGCAAGCACUGCUGUCAUGGUGUCUCUUACCUGCUUCGUUCAGGCUGGGCAUCCACCUUCUCAGAACUCUCCGUCCAAACGCCUCGUUCUCAAACAAAGGAUGCGCUUCCCUUUUUAUACAUGAGGCCAUUCCCAAUCAGCACCCAAUUAUCCACUCUGGGAACAGCCACAUUAUACAGGGAUGGAAUUAACCCUAUCCCUGCCAAACUUAAAUUCAAGAGAAUAAAUCUUUAUUUAUUCUCUGUGACCUGUGAAAAGUAAUUCUCAGCAGUUACUUUGUUAAACCCCUUGACAAUUUGAAAUGCCUCUGUUAGUCACCUUUGGCUCUCCUUCUUCCUAGGCUCUACAGAUUCAGCUCUUUCAGUCUAUCUUCAUAUGACAUGCUCUUCAAUCCUGGAAUGAAUCGUGUUGCUCUCUGUACUCUCUCCAAUGCCUCAAUGUCUUUUUUAUGAUAUGGGGACCAGAACUGGAGACACUAUUCUAGGUGUGGUUGUACCAGUGCAUUAUAUAAUGAAUAUAACUUCUCUUAAUUUGAAUUCAGCUGUCUUGGCUGUAUAACCUAACAGUCUAUGUGCCUUUUUUGUAGCUUCUCCACACUGUCUAGUUGGCUUAAGAGUUUCAUGCACUACGACCCCCAAGUCCUUUUCAUGCAUAGCCUCCUCUAUUUCGUUACUAUUCAUGCUGUAUUUGCCUCUAAUGUUUUAGCACCUGAAGUGCAAGACUUUGCAUUUAUUCAAAUUCAUUUCCACCUGCCAUGUGUCAGCCCAAGCUUGAAUCUUGUCUAAAUCUCUUUGUGUUAUUGAAGUUGCUGAGUGGGAGUUGGCUGCCCCUCCCAGUCCCCUUUCAAGUACAAAAUGUAACUAUUAACAAAUGAGGGUUUCCCUCCUAAAGACCCGAAACCUCAAUAAGCUAUAACAAAGCUGCUCAGCCUGCUAUAGUUUUGCAUUUAUUGUGUUUUUACACAAAGUGAUAUUAAAAAGGACGGUGUAUUUGUGCACUACAGCCUGUUUGCUACGUCCCGCUGCGGCCUUGUGCUCCGCGUGAAGCCACCGAACCAACCUGGUAUUGUCCCGGUUCCGCCCUGCCCCCUGCCAGUGCUUACAUCCCCGGUCCGGUACCCAGACGGUCUUGUUGGGGUCUUGACCUGCCCCGUCACUGUCUGUACCUGCACAUUAUUCCUGUACACUGCACUGCUUCAUGCAGCAUGCCUGGGUUCUAUCCCUGUUGAAGACAGGCACGUCUGAUGCUCUUCCUGCCUGGUGCAAGGAGGCUCUGGUGAACCGCAGUCAUGUGAGCUUUGUGCAUGUUCAUAACCUGCACAGAGCUCCACCUCCCUCACCCCUGCACAGCGCUCCACCUCCCUCACUCCUGCA
Molecule: messenger RNA, 8426 nt
Organism: Acipenser ruthenus (sterlet)
Lineage: Eukaryota; Metazoa; Chordata; Actinopteri; Acipenseriformes; Acipenseridae
Product: hypermethylated in cancer 2 protein-like
Exons: 4
Coding region: 748-2670 (640 amino acids)
Biological process (GO): regulation of transcription by RNA polymerase II
Molecular function (GO): RNA polymerase II cis-regulatory region sequence-specific DNA binding; protein binding; DNA-binding transcription factor activity, RNA polymerase II-specific
Source: RefSeq, a predicted model, not a curated record